Molecule: messenger RNA, 897 nt
Organism: Naegleria fowleri
Lineage: Eukaryota; Heterolobosea; Eutetramitea; Acrasida; Naegleriidae
Exons: 1
Coding region: 1-897 (298 amino acids)
Cellular component (GO): nucleus
Source: RefSeq, a predicted model, not a curated record
AUGAAUCAUGAUUCAAUCUCGGAAAGUGCUUGCAACAACGUCAACAAUAAUCAAAUUCAUGACGCUACCUGUUACAUUAAAUUUAAUUCAUACGAAGUAAAAUUAUCGAGAGAGGAAUUUUUGAAAUUUACGUUGCAAGAUGUGAUUGAUGAAUUUAUUUUGAAAUUUACGGAUGAUCAUGAUCCUGGUUGUAACCACUCCUCGGAAUGUAUGCAUCAAAGUUUUAUUAAUAGAGAACAGUGUGCUGAUCAUCCUUCCGACCAUUCAAAACAUCAGGAGGAGACUUUGGAGGCGUUACUUUUAUCAUCAUCCUUUUAUUUUGCACAUCAGGCAUAUAAACCGCUCCGAUUGAACGUUCCAAUUGUACAUUAUUUUAACUCGGCACUUUCCCAUGAAUUACAUCAUUUAGAAUUGAGAAGCCAUUAUUUGGAUGGCAUAUUUGGACUUGUUGGUGGAAAGGGAGGCUUCGGAAGUUUGCUCAGACAGUCCAAAUCAAAGAAGAAAACAACUAACUUCAGUGCCAUGCGAGAUUUGAGUGGAAGAAGAUUUAGACACAUCACCAAUCAAAUUAAUUUGAAACAAUGGAAUGAAUUGGUUGAAAAAAGAAAGCAACAAAUUAAAGAAAAACGUGCUAAAGAACGAGAAGCCAAACGAGAAAGAGCUCGAGAACAAAUAACUUUGCAACGAGAAAUCAUUCGUGAAAAGGAGGAACAAGUGGUAGAUGCUGUCAAGGUUGGGCUUGAAAAGGCCUUUAACAAUGGAAAGAACGGGUUGCAUGUAGCAGCUGCUUCUAAUUCUUCUCCAUCAUCAAGCAGCUCAUCCAAUGACAACACAAAAACCACAGCAUCCAUCAAAAGAAAAUCCAAAUUUGAUCAUCAUUUAAGCGAUGAGGAAUAA